Messenger RNA from Diachasma alloeum, 2096 nucleotides. RefSeq lists its product as uncharacterized. Gene Ontology annotation, cellular component: membrane. The transcript has 6 exons. The record is from RefSeq and is a predicted model, not a curated record. NCBI's taxonomy places the organism in Eukaryota, Metazoa, Arthropoda, Insecta, Hymenoptera, Braconidae. Bases 134 to 1045 code for a protein of 303 amino acids.
UCUCACAAUAUCAGCGUUCUCUCUAGCACGGUGAAAUCCUACUGUCAAAGGACUGUCAAGUGUGUAGAAAAACGACUCCUGCAGGUCCCACCGUCAUCCUCGCCUCCUGCACUGGUGUUCUCGAUAAAUCAUCAUGAUUCACUCAAUCAUUUCCAGAAAAUUCGUCAUUCUCUGGUGCCUCUUCUCCACUACCCUCAGCGUACCCUCAUCAUCGCCGAAGAAAAGUUACGACGAAUUAUACACGACGAGUAGACCCAGCAGGACAAUCGUAGAAUUGAAAAUUACUCCCCGGCCAAUACCGAAGAGUAUGGGCUUAUUGAAGACUACAACCGGUGAGACUUCGACUACCACAGCAGCCCCGCAAGCUCCCAAAAUAUUGUCGGGAGGUCCAGUCCUUUAUAGGCUCAAUAGCCCCGAUGGACGUGCAUGUAUUCUGCUUCAAGUGGAUGCACUUGUUUCUGCCAAGUAUCGCACAACCUUUGGCGACGAGCGCACCGCAAAUAUUUAUGUACCAGAUGAUGCCACUGUCACUGGAAACUGUGAGAAGGAGAACUUUGUCACUAUGUCACUCAAGUGGGAUGCUUAUGUGUUAUCCUGGAGCUUUGCUAAGACUCCGGGGGGUGAGAGGUGGUAUGUCGAUAAAAUCGAGUUGACUUAUAACUCCAGUGACCGCCACUUCGAGCAUAUCGAUCAACCCAAAAAAACAGUUCGACUCAGUACCAAUCAGAAAUACAAUCCAACGCUGUUUCCAACCCCCGUUGGGAAGUCCUUCACCUGCGAGGAGAUUGAUCUUCCCCUUUCAGAUGGAAAAAAUAAUGCCACCCUUGAACUGAGAGAAAUACAACUGCAGCCAUUCAAGUUCAAGACUAACGACUUUGCCGAGUCUUUUUCCUGCAAAUCAUUGAGCGCACGAGCCGGGAGGGAUGAGACAGCACCGGUGGCUGUUGGAUCGACCCUGGCCGCUGCGGUACUCUUAACUAUCACUGGCUAUGCUGGAUGGCGAUACUUCAAAAUUAAAAAGGUCAAGUACGAUACGAUGGAGUAAAUUUUUACUGUUAAAACUCAACGGAACAGACGUCAAAAUGAGAUACUAAAUUCCUAAAAUUCUUGGCCUUAGUUUUAAUCGACAUAGAAUUCAUAUAGAUUUUCGAAUACAACUGAAUAUUAGGACUAUGUGGACUUAUGGAUAAAAAUCAUACUUCAACUGCUCGUUGAAUUCAAAAUUGUCAACAUUAAAAUAAGAAAUUACACUGAAAUGAAAGAAUUUUCAUUAUGCGAAUCGUCAGUGGUUCGAGUUGAGAAAAUUGGUUGUAGUUUCUACUAAGAGUUGCGUUUAAAAUUCGUAUCUAUAAAUUAAUAUUUAUAAUCCAUUAAUUUAUAUCCACGCGACGUUUCUUCCUAUUUUCAUUCUGAUGUGAAUACUUUCCACGUUUUGUGAGCAUCACAAUAUGAAUUAUUAUGCCAGUGUAGUUAUACGUGCUGCAUUAAUUAUCUAUUGUUGUUAGUUUAAAUAACUUUUAUUUAAUGAAUUGUUUGGUGGUAAUUUUUCUAAAUCCCUCAGAUCACACAUAAUGAUGAGUUUUUUCUCUUUAGUUGCAUUGAAUCAUCGAAUCAAUUUUCUAUGACAUUCUAUUUUCCUUUUUUUCUCAAUAGUUUUCAAUUUUCAUAAAUAAAAUAGUCAAUACGAUUUAGAACUGAUUGGAAAAAUUAGUUGCUAAUCAACUCUAAUUGAAAACAUCACAUAUAAUAAUAUGAUUGAAAAGAGUUCUUUAGUUCUCUUGAAUUAUUGCGUCAAUUUUCUAUUAAAUUCUAUUCCUCCUUUUUUGUCAACAUUUUUAAAAUUUUCAUAACUGCACAAUAAUCAUCAAUACAAAGUAUCUGAAAAUUUUUAUAUUUCGUGGGGCAAUGAUGAGUUAUAAAUAAUUGAACAAUUGAAAUUUUUACUAAUUACGAUGAAAAAAUUGGGUAUUGUUCAAAUUGACCUCUCAUCAAACUUCCACCACUUCCGUUUACUAAAACUAGAAAAUUUCUCUCAUAAAAUAGUCAAUACGAUUUAGAAUUGAUUGGACAAUCCAAUUGCCUGAAAUCAAUUAAAU